Messenger RNA from Moneuplotes crassus, 2216 nucleotides. The record is from the annotation of a GenBank genome assembly. Lineage: Eukaryota; Ciliophora; Spirotrichea; Euplotida; Euplotidae.
AAAAGGCCUUAGUUGUCAAACAAUGUCAAAGAAGUUCAGCGUGCAGCUAAAAAUGAAGUCGCAUAUGAUGGGGGAUGAGCAAGUUCAGAAGUCACUUUCCAUCAUUAAAAAUGCUAUUGAAAAGAUAUAUCAAGAAGAAGCUUCGACUCUUUCGUUUGAGGAGCUUUAUAGAAACUCCUAUACCCUCUCCAUUAACAAGCAUGGGAGAAGAUUAUACAAAGAAAUCAGUGAGAGCAUCAAAAGAUGUAUAUCGUGCUAUAUAAGCUUGCUGAUCGACGGAACUCUCGAGUCUGAUUUCAUGAAGAAAUUUAUUGAGCUAUGGAACAAGCACGAUACUGCUCUAAAGAUGGUUCGUGACAUCAACAUGUAUCUUGACAGAAACUUUGUAGUUAAGGAAAAACAGAAGGAUAUUUACACUAUGGGUCACAUCUUGUUCAAGAAGUACAUACUCAGAGAGGAGAAUGUGUACCAAAAAUUCAGAAACUUCCUUCUAAGCCGCAUUAAUGAAGAGCGAAACGGCGAGAAAAUUGAAAGAGAUUUUCUCAGAGGUGCCAUAAAGAUCCUUAUAGAGCUAGGUUUUGGCAGCAACAAUGUUUAUAAGAGAGACUUUGAGAAGUACUUCUUAGAGGAAAGCCACCAGUUUUACCAUAAUGAAGCCUCACAGAAGAUAACGACCCAUACAGCUUCAGAAUAUCUAGCUUGUGUACAGAAAAGGCUUGAUGAAGAGCAGGAGAGAUGUCUUGAUUUCUUGAUCGAAGAGACUAAGAAACCUUUACUCAAGAAAGUUCUGAAUCCGAUGAUUGAGGAACACUGUCAGUCUAUUAUCAACAAGCAAGAUUCUGGUCUUGGAACCAUGAUUAGACUCAGCCAUUACCAGAACAUUCACUUAAUGUUUAAGAUUUUCUCCCAAGUUCCUAAAGCAAGACAACUUUUUGAAAAAUUUUUGGUUGAAAGAGUUAAUGAAGACUGUGACCAAAUAAUAUCGGAUGGUAAAAUUAGCCAGAGCCCGAAGGAAUUCAUUGAGAAAUGAAUAGAGACUAAACAGAAAUACAAUAUAAUAAUCACCCAGUCUUGUGAGAAAGAUAACGAGAUUAACCUAGCGGUCAAGAAUGCAUUUGAGAAUUGUCUAACCAGAUUCCCACAGUCCUCGCUCUACCUCGCAAAGUAUGCAGAUCUCAAGAUGCGGAAGGAAAUCAAGACCUUAAAAGACGAUGAAAUCUCAACUCUGUUCGACAAAAUUCUCGAGAUCUUCAGACUUCUGACUGAAAAGGAUGAGUUUGAAGGCUUUUAUAGGAAUAACCUCAGUAGGAGACUUCUCACGAACACCACUAUAAACGAAGAGGCUGAGAAGAUGAUGAUCUCUAAGCUCAAGGUAGAAUGCGGGUUUCAGUACACCUCGAAGUUAGAAACAAUGAUGAAGGAUAUGACUAUCUCUGAUAACUUAAACCAGCAAUUUAAGCACUCACCUAUCUCUGAUAACAUUGGCAUUGGGUUUAAGAUUAAGGUGCUGACCUCAGGAAAUUGGAGUAAUGAGAGUCAGAAGACCUUAUGAACUAUCCCGAAGGAACUCUCAAUUGCCAUCAAUAAUUUCACUGAUUUCUACAUGAAGAAUCAUUCUGGAAGAAUUCUGACAUGGAAACUCAAUCUUGGAAGUGCAGAUAUCAUUGGAAAAUUUGAAGAAAGAAACUACGAAUUCAAUGUUAGCUGCUACCAGAUGGCUAUUCUGAUGCUGUUUAACACUGCUGAGAAACUCUCUGUGGAGCAAAUAAAGUCGCUCACAAACAUCACUCCGGAGUAUGAGUUCAAGAGACAUGUCCUCUCCAUGAUCAAAGUGAAAAUUUUGUUAAAAUAACAGUAAGGAAUUCGAUCUCAAAGAUGAAGACCUGCUUAAGGUAAACGAUAAGUUCAAAAACCGGCUGCACAGACUCAAAGUGCCACUUCUGAACCAAAAAGACAACCUUGAAAAUGAGAAGAAGGAAGUUAUUCCCAAGGUUGAAGAUGAUAGGAGACAUCUGAUCGAGGCCACUAUUGUCAGAGUCAUGAAAGCCAGGAAGAGAUGUGACCAUAUCUCCCUUACUUCUGAAGUGAUGAGGAUCUUGUCCAGUAUCUUCAGUCCUACAGCACUAAUGAUCAAGCAGAAAAUAGAAGGGUUGAUUGAGAAAGACUAUAUGUUCAGAGACCAAGAUGACAGAAAGAUCUAUAUUUACAAAGCUUAG